GUUCUCUGGCCUACUACUGCAGCUGCGGCUGGGAUUUUCUUCAUCCACUUUCACAAUUUGGGAAAAGGGGUCAUUUGGCGCGGACGAACGGAGAGUUUUUAAUAUGAAUGACUCUGCCCAACGUGUAAAUGAGAACGGAACACUGUAGUUUAGCCAUGUGAGCGCACACUUGGGGGAUGCUGCAGAAUGUGGCACCUGCCCACAGGUGCAUGAUGCAUUCCUGGUCAGCGUUGGCCUGGUCGUGAACGUAGUCCUUUAAAAGCCACAAGGUUUACGAGACGAUGUGCAGAUCGAGCUAGUCUGGCUCAGUGUGCCAUUAGAAGAUGGAAAGCAGUUUGGCUGAGAUUGACAGCUGCACGUCUCCGCCCAGUCCUGAUUUCAGUCUGGAUUCCUCCAGUCCCUUCGCCAACGGACUGCACUUCGAGUCAAUUUUGUUUGAAGAUGAGGAAGAAGAGGACGCUAUGGACACCGAGUCGGAGUCUCUGGUGGGAAGGGCCUCGAGGGGAUCUAGAAAGGACCAUACAACAAACGCAAGUUCAAAGACAAGAUUGGAUGUCAAGCUUUGUCCAACUAGAAGCAAAAAAUCAAAGGUUGCUGCAACCCGGGACCAAGAAGCCAACUUUGAAGACGUGUCUAAAAGUGAUGGUGGGCUUUCCUCUCUUGUGAGUAGCCCUGCUGGGAUUAUAAUGACAAAAAAGCAGAAAACCAAAGCUCUGCCACCAGUUAAAUAUUUGGAGGGUGAAGUUAUAUGGGCAAAAUUUAACCGUAGACCGUGGUGGCCAUGUCAGGUGACUGUUGACCCAACAGAGGGAGUUUACCACAGAAUUAAAGAGCCACCAGUUAGGCCCAGUCGUCAGUAUUUCCUCAAGACAUUUGGGGAACCUGAAGAACGAGCAUGGGUUGCAGAGCGAUCUACUCAUAUAUUUCUGGGUGGAUAUCAGUUUAACAAUCUUCCUUUUGUCAAAGGAACUGGACGACAGAAAGACGACAACCGCAGAUACUCUAUACCCAAACGUUUUCUCAACUCUUGGAGUGCUAGCGUGGCUGAGGCUGAAGCGGUUCUUCUAGAGAAGCCAAGGGUGACAACUCCCCGGUCAGAGCUCACCAAAAACAUCUCUCAUUUAACCACAAUGGGAAAAGAAAAAAGGGUGUCUUCGGUGGGAUUCAUCAACGUUAGCCCUGUCACCAACGGGGCAGUUCUCCAAAAGACCAAAAUAACCAAAAAGCUAAAAAAGACUUUAUCAACACCCGUCGUCAAAGAGUUGGAAUGGAAUUAUGAGAAGGACAAGGUUGUGGAGCCUUCUGACAGUCCCUACUCUGACAUUGAUUCGGUUCCUCAGAUCCGCAGGUGUCCCAAAAGCAGUGAACGAAUAUCAAAGCAAAGUGUUGCCAAUACACAGGCAAACUCAAAUUCAAGUCAACAUUCUGUAACAAAUGAUCUUGAAGUAAAGAAGAACGUUGAGAACCAAGGCGGCCUUUGGUUCAGCAAAGCAGGGAAGAGUCAAGUCAAUGGGGCACAUGGUCGUGCAGGAAUUAAAUCCGUUAACUGCUCUUUUGGAAAGGUGUCUUGUAAAAUUAAGAUGCCAGAUUCAGCAAGCGUGAAAUCCAAGGACAUCACAGGACUAGAGCAUUUGUCUGUUGAAGCCAAGAAGGCCCUCGAUAGGAGAGUGAAGUGCCUUCCUGCAAGCAGUCGUCUGAUGACUAGAGCGCUGAAGGCGAUGGAGGAGGCGGAGCACAAUAAGACACAGAUCUCCAACCAAAAUCAAGGGUCGACCUCAAAUGUUGAGGCACAGAAUUCUUCUGAUUUUACAGAAACUGAAAAAAUAGGUGCCAAGGAGAAGACAGCAACUACACCAAGCCACGAUCUCAAAAAGGAUUCAAAAAUUGACGCGCAUGCUCCGUCAUCUUCCGAUCUAAGUCUGAAGGAUGAUAAACAUUUAGUAAAAUCUGAAGAUGAAUCCUCUUGGAUAUCUCCAUCAGUUUCAAUGAAAUUUAAACAAGAGAACCGUGUUUCUGGUCUAUCUUCAAGUUCCUCCGCAUCGUCUUUGUGCUUAAAAAUGGAAGAUCUUGAAAACAUGAAGGAAAUAACCUUUAAGUCACUUGAUAAAGAUCAUAGUGGAAAGUGUUUUAGGCCUGAUGUAAACUAUAAGUUUAGUACAUUCUUAAUGGUGCUCAAGGAUAUGCACGAUAGCAGAGAACAAGAAGGAAAACCAUUGAUAAUGGAACCCUUACCCAAAGACCAUCUUAUUAAAGAGGAACCAUCGUUGAUUCCCACGAAUGACAUAAAGGACGAGUCGGACACAACCAACACUGUGUUUUCACAAUGUAAACAAACCAAAAACUUCACAGCCAAACAGAAGAAGAGCGGGAGGAAAUCUAGACAAAAUAAGGCAAUGGAGAUCCUACAAGGUGGUACCUCUUACAGCGGUGCUAUCUCUGAAAAUCAUCUCACUUCCACAGUUUCUAAAAGUGCUCAGAGCAAAAGCAAAAAAGUUCAAUUUCUGGAAAAUAGAAAGACAAAAACCAGAGCACCCACUGUGGACACAGUGAUGAUUCAAAAUCCAUUUGGUAAAGUAAUAUCUGAACACCGGCUUUCAUCAUCAGAACCAGACACCAAGUUUUCUGCAAAUGUGCCCAAAAAACGCUGGCAGAAGUUCGACCAAUUCAGUGACAGAGAAUUACAUCUAGAUGAAGGGAAUCGUACGCAAGAGGCAGGACCAUUACCAGAGUUGUCCUCAGAAAAUUGUGACAUCUUGAUAGAUGGCACAAACAAGUCAAGUUCGGUAGACCCUGGGAAGGAGAGUAACACAAAUGCAUCAGAGACUUCUCAAAGCAACAGUCAAAUAAACAACAUCCCCACAGAACGCAAACGUAUUCGAAAACCUAGCAAAAGACUCAUCGAAUGGACAGAGGAGUAUGAUCAGUUCUUUUCCACUAAGAAGAGAUCAAAAAAGAAACCUCAGUCGUCUACUAAGGUUGAAAAACACAACUGUAGUGAUCCAUUAGAGAAAGCACCAGGAACCACACAGACACCUCAAACAAGAGAACAAGGUGUGUCGCAAUCCGUGCCAGAAGUAGAGACUCCUCCUCCUGAAGAGAUGUCCAAAACCACAUCCGCAAUCGAAGACGCUCCACAUGAUCAACAUGAUGAGGCUCAGGUUUUGUCUAUAGAUACAAUGACUCCUCCUCCUGAAACAGCACCAUCUCCAUGUGCUGAAACUCAUAAGGAACAGCUUCAUUGUCAAAAUGAUUUGGCCAUUGGUGGUGGUGUGUGUCUUAGCACAAAGAGACAAAGGAAGCCCACCCAAAAAAUUCUGGAAAGUUCACUUGAGGCUGAACCAAUUCUCAUGCUUAAACGAAAGGUGAAGUCACAGAAAACAUCUGGACAUGCGGCUAACUCAGGCGUGGGACAACAAUCAUCAAAAAGUAAGAACAAGCCGUUCGAGUCCAUCGACACACCGGCUGCCUCUAUCCUUGAAAGUCCUGAGAUGGAGACAGUCAUUUCCCCGGCUGUGCCUCAGGCAGCUGACCCAGAAUCAGUUGAAAAUAACUCAGAUGCUGUGAAUUCACAGAUGUUUGUUCCCAAUGAUGGCUUGCCUUCUGAAACGAAAGGUCAAUCGCAAUCUGAUGAUCUCUCAGCCACCAAGAGGCUCUCUGGUGAAAAAGAUGACGGCACCCUCUUCAAGGGACACGUGUGUCAGGUGUGUGAGAAAAAGGGAGAUUUGCUUUUGUGCGAGGGUCAAUGCUGCGGGGCAUUUCACCUACAAUGCACUGGGCUGAGCGAGACUCCAGGAGAGACAAUUUUGUGUCAGGAGUGCACAACUGGCAUACACUCCUGCUUUUCCUGUAAGAGCUUAAGUGAGGAUGUGAGGCGUUGCAUGCUUCCUGAAUGUGGGAAGUUUUAUCACGGGGAGUGUGUGGCCAACCACGGCCCCACGGUGGCUCUGAACCGGGCCUUCCGCUGCCCUCUUCACGCGUGUCUGUCGUGUUUUAUUACCAACCCUACCAACCCAUCCACAUCUAAAGGUCAGCUCACUUGCUGCAUCAGGUGUCCUGUGGCGUAUCAUGCAGAUGAUCAAUGCAUACCUGCUGGAAGUGUCACGCUGACCGACAUCAGUAUUGUGUGUCCCAAUCACUUCACACCGCGCAAGGGCUGCCGCAACCAUGAGCACGUCAACGUCAGCUGGUGCUUCGUCUGCUCUGAAGGUGGAAGUCUACUGUGCUGUGAAUCGUGUCCUGCCGCGUUCCACAAAGAAUGCUUGAAAAUCGACAUGCCAGAAGGCAGCUGGUACUGCAACGACUGUCGAGCCGGAAGGAAACCGCACUACAAGGAGGUCGUAUGGGUGAAAGUGGGCCGUUACAGGUGGUGGCCGGCAGAGGUCAGCCAUCCAGAAAGCAUUCCUGAGAAUAUCCAGCGCAUGAGACAUGAUGUCGGAGAGUUCCCGGUCCUUUUCUUUGGCUCGAAUGAUUACCUAUGGACCUACCAAGCUCGUGUUUUCCCUUAUAUGGAGGGCGAUGCCAACAAUAAAGAGAAAAUGGGAAAGGGUGUUGAUUCUACAUAUAAGAAAGCUUUGGAUGAAGCUGCAAACAGGUUUAAAGAACUGCAGGCUGAGAAAGAACUACGACAGCUGCAGGAAGACAGACGAAAUGACAAGAAACCUCCACCAUACAGACAUAUUAAGGUGAACAAACCAAUCGGCAAGGUGCAGAUCAUCUCGGCAGACCUUUCGGAAAUCCCACGAUGCAACUGUAAAGCGACGGAUGAGAACCCUUGCGGUAUAGAUUCAGAGUGCAUCAACCGCAUGCUACUGUACGAGUGCCACCCGCUGGUGUGUCCCGCAGGCGAGCACUGCCUGAACCAAUGCUUCUCCAAACGGCAGUGCUGUCAGGUGGAGAUCUUCAGGACGCUGUCUCGAGGCUGGGGGCUGCGCUGCAUGCACGAUAUUAAAAAGGGGGACUUUGUCAACGAGUAUGUCGGAGAAGUGAUAGAUGAGGAGGAAUGCCGUGCCCGGAUUAAGCACGCUCAAGAGAACAAUAUUGGCAACUUUUAUAUGCUCACACUGGACAAGGAUCGAAUAAUUGAUGCCGGGCCAAAGGGAAAUGAAGCCCGUUUCAUGAACCACAGUUGCCAACCCAACUGCGAGACCCAAAAAUGGACAGUCAAUGGAGACACCCGUGUUGGGCUCUUUGCUCGUACAGAUAUCCCCGCUGGCACAGAGUUAACGUUUAACUAUAACCUUGAGUGUCUGGGCAACGGGAAGACGGUGUGUAAAUGCGGUGCAUCUAACUGCAGUGGAUUCCUUGGAGUGAGACCAAAAAACAAUCCCCCGUCAGACGAUAAGGGCCGCAAACUAAAGAAGAAAUCCCAAAUGAAACGCAAAUCCCAGGAAGUGAUCAAGGAGCGAGAGGACGAGUGUUUCAGCUGUGGAGAUGGGGGACAGAUUGUGUCCUGCAAGAGGCCAGGCUGUCCAAAAGUUUACCACGCAGACUGCCUUAAUCUCACCAAGAGACCUGCUGGCCGUUGGGAGUGUCCAUGGCAUCAAUGUGACUUGUGCGGUCAGGAGGCGGCCUCCUUCUGCGAGAUGUGUCCCAGCUCAUACUGCGUGGAACAUCGGGACGGCAUGUUAUUCAUAUCCAAGCUGGACGGCCGCUUGUCAUGCAGCGAACACGACCCCUGCGGCCCCCAGCCUCUCGAGCCCGGUGAGAUCCGAGAAUUCACAGCUGAAACCGUUACCACGUACUCCAUAAACACCAACAACAAAUCCACUCUCCCGGACACGGCUCCUGAUGUAGCCCCUCAGGUCCUCUGUGACCCCUCCAGCAGUCCGGUGAACAUCUCUUUGAACUGUGCAUAUUCACCCAUUUCUUCUUAUGGAGAAGAUAAAGAAGAUCUGGUGGAGGUAGAAGGAGAUAGUGAGGGAGAGAAGAACAUCAGUCGAGAUAUCGUGGAGAAAUUAGAAAUGAAAGAGAAAACUGAAGUUUGAGAUUUUUAAUAUUUAUUGAAACUUUAAAUGAAGAGUGCACUUAGGAGUUGAUCUCUGAAGAAAAUGAAGUUGGAUUUAACAAUUGCACUUUGGAAGAAAUGAUGAAAAUUAUUGCAUGGAUUCGAGCACUAUAUGAGUAAACAGGAGCCACUUCAUAGACAGUUACAUCAUCGCUAGGCAUCAUGGGAUUGUGCACACUUCAAAAAUAAUUUCAAGAAUUGUGCAACACUAAUGAAAUUAUCUUAAAGCAAAAGUGAAGAGAAUGAAAAUACAGUAUUGAAGUUCUUGAGGGAAAGAAGUAUAUUGUUUCUGUAACAUUUUAUUUUACAUAGAAAGUCAUUUUUGUCUUUUUUUAAAGAUGAUGUCAAAUAGAAAGAAGUAUCUUUUAUCAAAACAUGCUUUUUUGUACAUUUGCAUUGUGAGUAAAUGGGGACUUUUGGAAUGAUUAGGCUAAAUUUUGCUUUGAAGAGUUAGAGUAGUACAUUUGGUUAAAAGAGAAUAGUUGAUAAAGAUUAAAAUAUUAUCUCAGUCCAAUUACUACAUAUAAUAGUGCCAUUUGUUAAAUGACGGAAAGACUAUUUGUUGAAGCACUUAUGUAGAAUAAUUUCCUUGUUCUGCUUAACACGAAGGAAGAUAUUCGGAAGAAUGUCACUAACCAAACAGAUUUAAUCUCCCAAUCACUCCUAUAGUAGGAAAUACAUACUAUGGGAGUCAAUGGGAAUCUGUUUGGUUACGGACAUUCUUCCAAAUGUCUUCCUUCGUGUUUAGCAGACCAAAUAGAUGUAUACAGGUUUGGAACAAACAGAGGAUGAGUAAAUGAUGACAGAAUUUAAAUUUUUGGGAGAACUAUCCCUUUAAGUGUACUUCUAAUAUAUUUUAAAGAAUAUCUAAUGUUUCUUUAAAUUCAUCUUUAGCCAAAUUGGCUUAAGCUGGAAUUGCCAUGAUCAAUAUUCAUCUGUUUUGAUUUUGUCUAUCCGACAAGGAAAACUGUAUAAUACUAACGUUUUUUUCUGGCUGCACUCAAUUCUGCUGUGAAUUUAAAGGUUAAGUAUCAAAUUUAGCACCAAACAGUCCCCAAACACACCCUGCCCACACCAUCCCAUCAUUGUUUGAACAAAGUUUUUGUCCUGCCCCAAAAUCACACUGUUGGAUAAGCCAAAAUGUAACACGUAGGCUGCUCAAACAAACAAGGAGAAGAGUUACGAACACUACUGAGUCAGCACUUCAACUUGCUGCAAAAUUAGUUAUUUUUGCACUAAACACUUUAUGUUUUAAUCAAUUAAGUUCACAUAUCUUUCGAUUUUGUUAAUCGAUUGGUCAGAAACAUCCCUAACUCACUUGACUGUUCUAUACUAUUGUAUAUAUUUUUUAUACCUUAGAUAUAUAGUAGAAAGUGACAUUGUAUGAGGCAGGAGGUCAAAUCUGACGUGAUGUUCAAAAAUGUGAACUGACACUGGUCACAUUAUUAUUGACAACAAAGCAAAGUCUUUUAUAGCGAUUUGUGAAGCUAAUUUAUAUGACGGAUGAUUUAGGAUUGUUAUGAAACAGGUCUGCUGGUGUUUCCUGAACUCUUCUAUUGAACUGACCGAGUCUUCUGAAUAGUGAGCAGAACUGCAAUCCUUUUGCUCUACUCGUGUAUAUUAUUGCACUAAAUAUAUGGUUUAACGCUGCUCUGAGUCACACCACGUUCCACUUCAGUUUAUUUCAGACAGAAUGUCAUGCAAAAGGGGAAAAAUAUCUGCUGCCUUGUUAUUAAAGACUGUCAUUGUGCUGUAGUGCUUUGUACAGAAUAAACAGCAUAACAAAAUGUGUUUGCUACAUUUAUUGCUCUCAGUACCUGCAUGUACUUCACUUUUUCU
Triplophysa dalaica is the source of this 7843-nucleotide messenger RNA. It is a transcript of the gene nsd1b, whose product is annotated as nuclear receptor binding SET domain protein 1b. The transcript has 23 exons. NCBI's taxonomy places the organism in Eukaryota, Metazoa, Chordata, Actinopteri, Cypriniformes, Nemacheilidae. Gene Ontology annotation, molecular function: histone H3K36 methyltransferase activity; protein binding. Gene Ontology annotation, biological process: regulation of DNA-templated transcription. The record is from RefSeq and is a predicted model, not a curated record. Gene Ontology annotation, cellular component: nucleus; chromatin. Bases 324 to 5984 code for a protein of 1886 amino acids.